Corvus hawaiiensis (hawaiian crow) is the source of this 1837-nucleotide messenger RNA. RefSeq names its product beta-1,4-galactosyltransferase 3-like. The transcript has 6 exons. Bases 306 to 1340 code for a protein of 344 amino acids. The record is from RefSeq and is a predicted model, not a curated record. Gene Ontology annotation, molecular function: glycosyltransferase activity. Gene Ontology annotation, biological process: carbohydrate metabolic process. Lineage: Eukaryota; Metazoa; Chordata; Aves; Passeriformes; Corvidae.
GCGGGUGCUGCGCCUGUGCCACAGCGAGCCCGUGCCGCUGCCCCGGGGCGCUGAGCGGGGUGGCCUCGCACAUCUCGUUUCCUCCUCCAGCCCGCUCGGCACAGCUCGCACCGGGAAGGGGAGGUCUGGCUCUCGGCGUCCUGAUGAAGCCCAGCGAGGGGAGCACGCUGCCGCCUCAGAAAGUUGGAGGAGAAGGAGAGAAGGAGAAGGUCUGCACAGCGAUGUAGCCCAGAACGUGGAACGGCAGCCCGUGGAAGGCAGUUCAGCUCCUCACCGCCCUGAUCCCGGAGCAUGGGCUAAACACUAUGAUCCUCUCCCGUGUGGAAAAUCAUUGUUUUCUGCUGUUUGUGUUUGUCUUCCAAGCAAUAUUUAUCCUGAUCCUCUACCGAGGUGGACCUUCGAAUGUGUUUCGCGGGUUUUUAGAGUCGCCUCAGGGGGCGGAUUACUCGAAGCCCCAUGAUGUGUACACAAAUCUCAGCUUGUUUACGCGGGCUCCCAGUGAGGACACGAUGCCGUACUGCUCAGCGCAGUCCCCAGUCCUGGUUGGUCCAUUAACCAUCACCUUCAGGGUGCUUCCUAGUGAAAGGGUGAUCAUGAAGAGAAAUCCUUUUGUUCAGCCUGGUGGCCACUACAGGCCACCUCACUGCUUUCCACGCUACAAAUCCGCCAUCCUUGUGGCCUACAGGAACCAGGAGAAGUACCUGCGCCAUCUUCUCUACUAUAUCCAUCCUUUCCUGCAGCGCCAGCAGCUCAGCUACACUAUCUACCUGAUUCAGCAGGUAGGGACUGGUUCAUUUAACCGAGCAAAGCUGCUUAAUGUUGGUGUCCGGGAAGCCAUGAAGGAUGAAGAGUGGGACUGCCUUGUCCUGCAUGAUGUUGACCUGGUCCCUGAGAAUGAUUAUAACCUCUACAUUUGUGAUGAAUACUAUCCCAAGCACAUGGCCAGUGCCAUGGAUAAAUUUCAGUACACUCUGCCAUACAAGUCCUUUUUUGGGGGUGUGUCUGCUCUGACUCCAGAACAUUACAUGAAGAUGAAUGGGUUUCCCAACACAUACUGGGGCGACAGUGGUGAAAAUGAUGACAUUGCUACAAGGAUUCACUUAGCAGGAAUGAAGAUAGUCCGGACUUCACCCCACCUUGGACGCUACCGAGUGAUGGACUACAAUGAAGAGACAGAGAGACAAGAGCCUUGGAGGAGGCCUCCUUCCCGACACAACACCAGAAAGACAUGGAAAGCUGAUGGAAUGAAUACAUUACAGUUCAGGCUCCUUUCAAGGACUAAGCAUCCUCUUUAUACUAAGAUCACUGUGGAUAUUGGAUAUGUUCCCCCAUUUUCUUGAUACUGAAAACAAAGCAGAGGUUGGGUGCCACAUGGGCAUUCAGCCAAUACCUCCCAUUUUCCUGUGGUGUCUGCCCCACCUGAGAUUAACCCUUUUGCCUUUCACUUUUCUUCAAACUGUUCCAGAUUUAGAAGAGGCUCCAGGAAUAGGGUAUGACAGCUACUAAACAGCCUGUGGCUUACUGUAAAAACUGUCCAAGUCACUGUAAAACUGACUCCUGAGCCUCUUCUCUGUGACAGGAAGCUGAUCCAAGCUUUCUGGAACCUUUGUUCGGUAGCUGGAUAGCUCUGUCCUGCUUUGUACUAAGUGUUAAUUGGGAUGCAAGCCAUUCUGUCAGAGUGGCCUCUGACGUGUUGUAUUUUGAGAAAGUGUUGAAGCCAGUUACAGUUCUAUAAAUAUCUCCUGUGAAUUUGAGUAAAAUAAAUUGAGUUAUGUGUUUGGCUUAAGAGUUUUAUAAAAUAUUAAAUAAGAGUGUAAUAAAAGAGAAAGUUGCCCUG